This is a messenger RNA of Adelges cooleyi (spruce gall adelgid), 5721 nucleotides long. RefSeq lists its product as uncharacterized. Bases 526 to 5553 code for a protein of 1675 amino acids. Lineage: Eukaryota; Metazoa; Arthropoda; Insecta; Hemiptera; Adelgidae. The record is from RefSeq and is a predicted model, not a curated record. Gene Ontology annotation, molecular function: protein binding. The transcript is spliced from 12 exons.
UUUUAAGUUGCUAUGUGUGAGUCAAUCAUCAGUGAACAUCAACAAUAUUUUCAAUGUAUGGUAACAACGGCAAAAAUUAUUAUUGACAACUCUAAAAAUACUAAAAAUGCAUUUGUUAGCACGUCAUAAUUCAUCGAAGCGUUUAACUGAAAGUAACGUGUGGUGACUGGCGGACAAAGAAUUUUGAGUAGGUUGCUGGCAAAGCGCAAAACGUACGCUGGACUCUCUGACUCGAAUUAUUAGCUGUAUGGGAUCCCAGACAACACAACCGUCAACCAUACUCCAGUACAGGCCGGACAAGAGCACAAAAUAGCACUUUAAUGUUAUGCCUGAGUAGUCUUUUGCCAACCUCAUAACAAAACCAAAACGUGUUUUAAAGAUCUACAGCACACAUAUUAAAUUAUCAAUAUGCCGACUAUAGUCAAGGUUAUAGCUAAACUUGAAGCCAAUAUCUAUUGUUAACAAUUUGCACGGACGUAAUUUUAGGAUUUUAGAGCUGAAAAAUAGACUGGAGUGUUAGGUUGUAUGUAUAUUUUUACAGGAUAUUUGAAAAAAGAAAAAAAUGAAGUUGCCGCAGAAUGUUUUCUAAGGACAUCUCCACUUUUAAAGGAAUGUUAUCAGAUGUUUUUAGCAAAGCGGAAUUUCAACAAUAAAGUCAAUGGAUUUAGUUUGGAUGACAUAUUCGAUUAUUUUGGAAUUAUAUGCAGUAUGAUCGAUGGAAAAAUAUCAGCCGAUUAUGAAUCCAAGACGGUGAUAGAAAAAUUGCAAUAUAUAUUGGACACGAGUCAUGUGAAUCAGUCUACAAGAGUUGACAAGUGUGUAGAAACUGAUCGAGAAACGAAUGACAAAUGUGUACAAGAACAGUUUAAUUGUAAAAACGACAGUCCAAGUUUGUUGCAAGAAAGUCUAUUAGUAAUUAAUGUGGUUACUCGUCCAUCAGCUGUAGAACAAAGUCCUAUUUCUUCUUUUGAAAAAAGCACAAAUGAUAAAUUUUCCAUAGCACAUUCUACACCUUGUUCGUUUUCUAAGACUAAAUUAAAUGACAUUACUAAUAUUGUACCAAACAUCACUUCUGAAUUUGAAGAAAACCUGAAUGUAUGCCCACAAAAAAUUGGUUCUCCGUCAAAGCGUAUUGAAGAAACAAAGAAUUGUCCAUCACCAAAAAGUCAUCAGAUUCAUCCAACCAACUCUUUUCAAGGCCUAGGGGAAUCGUUAAACACAAGUCUUCUUGAUAAACCAGAAAUUCAUCAAAUACCUGAAGCGACGCCACUAGAAGCUAUGCCAGGGUUAUUGAAAGAAGAUAAUACAUUAACAAGUUCUGUUAAUAAUACAUAUCAAGGCAAAAGAAAAUUAUUUAGAAAAAAAGCAGACACUAUGAAUAAAUCUGUUGAAGCUGAAAAAAAAACUGAUUUGUCAGUUACAGCUCAAAAUACCCAAAAUUUGAAUUCAUCGUUACUUGAAAAUACAUUCGAUUCUACAGAAUGUAAUCCACAAAUAAACAAUCUGUUAGAUGAAUUUUUAAUUUUUAAUAGCAAUACUGUAAAUGGCAACAAAGAUGUUGAACUAAACUGUAUUAAAUCAAGAUUGCGUAAUUCUAAAAAAAAAUAUGGCUCAAUGAAAAUCAACAAAAAAAAAAGUUGUAUUAGAACAAAAAAUAUCAAAAGUUGUAAAAAAAUUGAUAGCAAUAUUAUUUUAAUAAAUGAAAGCCACGACAAACAAUCAUCAUUUGAGAAUUGCGAGGGUAAUGUAAAUCAAGGGACUAUCAAAUCAAAUCUAUCAACAAGUUUUACACAUUUAUUUAAUUGUAGUACAUCAAGUGCAGUAUCCGCUAUGGAUAGCGAUGAAAAUCAUGAUAAAUCCGACUUUGGGAAAAUUAUACCAAAUAUAAAACCAAUGGAUUUAGGACCUCAGCUAUCUCAAAGUACCGAAAACAUAAUUUUAUCUAAAUCCAUGGAAAACAUGCUGGAAGACAAUGCUUGUUUGAAAAAUCAAAUGCAAAACCUAACUGAUGUUGAUGUACAACCUAGCCAUUCAGCUGAAAUUUCUAAACUGAUCUCAUUGGAACAAACAACCAAUAAUGUUAUUGGAAAUAUCACAUUUUCGCACGUAUCCAAAGAAGCGCUCGUUGUCAAUGAAAUUAAUUCUCACGACACUCCAGAUGCUAUACAGAAACCGCCAAAAACCAAAAGUAUGAGUACGCCACGUCGUAGAAGUACUCAUAUAAGAACUCUAGAUUUUAGUACGCCACAACCCAAGAAAAAUGCAAUUGAGCAGGCACGUUCAAAACUUUUUUGCGACUCCCCAAAAAGAAUCCUAUCAAUUUUAGAAGAAUCGUUGACAAGCCCUAUGCCCAAACUUGAAGGCAAUUGGGGAGCAGUUAAUGGAUUUGAAUCUAUUGCCAAAAAGGAUACAGUAAUAGACGGAAAACCGUGUGUAAGUAACACUGUCGGCAGUGAAAUAGUGACUUUGGAUACUCGCGGAAGAGAAACAAAAAAAUCUUCUAGAAAGGGAAGGACGCCAAAAAAAAAUGUGAAAUGCGUUCAAAAUAUUGAUGUUGUAUGUAAUGUGACAAAUGAAAAUGUUAUAGAAUUUGGUGGUUCAGAUAAAAUUGACGGGAAAGACGGAGAUGAACCUAGUAAACUAAAUAUGUGUUUGAACGAAAAAAACAAUUUAAACGAGCCGAUUGAUGUUUGUUCUCGAUUAAUAGAUCAUCAGAUGCAAGAUGACUUAGCUGCUACGUCUGAGAAUAAUACUCGACUAACUAAUACAAGAAAUUUGUACCCAAAUCAAGUUGAACAAGAAGAAUUUUUAGAACAAAUUAAUAUUAUUCCCGCUGGAAAUCAAAAUAAAAGUUUAAAUGACUUAAAUACGUCCACAGAGGUUAAUCAUAAAUCAUCUAAAGAUUUAGUCGCUGUUCAAUCGAAUUUGCUAUUAAAUAAUACUAAAGAAAAUAAUUUGACGAUAAAAAAUGAUGAAAAUCAAUUAUUCAAUGGUACUAACAUUAUUUCUGACAUCAUUAUCACUGAUACAGAAAAUCAAGAAACUGAGAAAAGCAUUUUUAAUCGUUCAAAAACACCAGAACAACUUGAUAAUUCAACAGACAACUGUUGUUCGACUACAAUUAAUAAAUCUAUUGAAAAAAUACCACAACAGGAUGAUAACAUAAUGGAUAUUCAUACCUUUAACGUUCCAAAUGAGGUUGAAAAAAUUGACAAGCAAGCAAAUGAUUCGCACUUACUUGGUACUACCAACAAAUUUGAAAAAUCGAAAAAUGACGAUAAAACAAUAAUAUCGGAUACUCAAAUUUAUUUACCAUCAUUAUCAACCGUAACCGUGUCGAAAAACAAUCAAAACGAACAGAAGGUAAAAUUACAAAACAAUUCAUUUAAUGACGUUGCCGAAAUAAAUAGUUCAGUAAACUCAAGCAAUAUUUCAUUGAUUAAACAUCACAAUGUUGCAAAAACUCCUUACAAAUAUGAUGAAUCUACUGUUAUACCCGAAACGCCAAUUUCUAAAAUGUUGCGUGAAUAUGACCCCAGUAAGCUUGUAACACCAAUACCAGCCACACCAGUGCACAAUGAAGAUUCUCUUAUGGAAACACCUUUGACAAAGGUAUUUAGAGAAACAUCGUAUUUAAAUCGCCCGCCUAUUUCGCCGUUUCCCCCUACACCUGGAAACUCGCAGUCUGUUGAUAUCGUGAAAUCAUCUGAACAACAACAAGUUACCGAAAAAUCAAUCAACAAACUUGUUGAAACAGCAAGUGUGAAUGACGUAGUCGAUAAGCCGAAAGAAGUUGUAACGCAAAUACUACCACCAAUGAAAACCACCAAUAAUGUAAUAAAAACACCGCCAACUGCAAAAAAGAAAAAAUCAUCACCGCUGAAAAUUAAAUUCAAACAUACUCCUCCUCCUCCUCAGUCUAAAAACAACGAUAAAAGUAAAAAGUUAAUUGUAAAUAAAACACAAAUUUAUGAAUCCGUCAAAGUCGAACUGUUUGGGAAUAAUAGUUUAACCAGUUCGAGUGACGAUGAUGAUGAAAAGCCCCGAAACCAGCCCAAAUCAUUAAUUAUCAAGAAAAAACCAACAGAAGAUGAAAGAACGUCAGGUUUCAAACCUAUUCCUCGUAGAAAAUCAAUUCAAGAUACGGUGGUUGUUAACGAUGCAAAGCGCUCUUCUUCAGCUGAACAAGGUCUGGAACAGUGUGCUUCGCUCACUGAACAAAUUGAACGAAACAAGAAAAAUACUAAAAAAUCGUCGUUACUUGAUAACCACAAACCAUCGGCGGUUCAUUGUGGAAAACCUGAAUUAAUUGAAACAGAAAAAUGUAUGGAUGUUCCUAAUAAACCAUACGUAUGUAAUCCAAUUGAAAAAAAAAUUAAAUCCAGUAAGUUAAACAAUAGUUGUGGUCAUACAAGAAGUUCACGAGAACAAGCCAAAAACAAACUCGUAAAGAGUAGUGAUAGUUCAAAAUCAACAGCAGUAAACAAAUCGAAAAAUACUGAUAUACAUAGUAAAAAAGCCACUAACACACCAUCAUGUUGUUAUUUUAACCAAAGUGACUCGAAACAAGACAGUGAAGAUGAAAUGAACUCGAGUCGUAAUGUACCUGAUUUGCGUUUGAAUUCUUCCAAAACGUUUACUAAUCUGAGUCUUAACAAGUCCAAUCCAUCGGAAUCAUCAUCAAUGAGCUUUACCAGUAGUGUGAAUAACACAUUACCAAAUAGCUACAUUCAAGGACGUUCUGAAACGGUGAAAAUGAAUAAAAUUGAUAAUGAACGUUUUAAUAUUGAAGAGCACUUUGAAAAACCAAUGGUGUAUGAAAUAAUCACAGAAGACGACGAACGUGAGAUGGUCCAUCUUUGUUUGUCGCCUAUAUUGGCCCUUUUUGAUUUACCUUCAGAAAUCACCUCGAAGUUGGUAAAUUCUAAUUCACCAUUAACAUUGUCAAGUAAGAAGCCAGUGGUCAAAACUUCAGAAUUAGAGGUUGGUGAAUUGGUGGAUGACGACAAUACAUUUGUAUCUACAUCAUUCCCACCCAAAGACAUAAUCGAUAGAAAAAAUAAUGCUCGAAGAAGUCCUUCCUUUUGGGAAGACUCUGUACAUAAACAUAAAUCGGAUAGAGGCAAAGAGUCGAAUCAUUGGCGGAAAACAACGCGUAAAGAUGAUCGCUAUGACGCUAAAAUAAGAUACAGAUCAAAUAAUUAUCGUAACGAACGUAUGCCGUCGGACAAAAAAAAAUACCAAGAUAAUUAUAAUACACCAUCCAGCUAUAAAAGAGAAGACCGACACAGAGGUCAGGAAAGAUACAAAAUAUGUGAAGAAGACAGAAAACGAAAUUACUACGAUAGUCAUAACUCUCACGGGUAUAAAUCAAGAAAAAGGUUUGAGGAAUCAGAGCGACGUGUUUCUUCUUCACAAAGAAUGUUUCAAAAUAGUUCUCAACAUUUUGGCGGAGAAGAUUUUGUUAAAAAAGCAACCAAAAGAAGUUCAGAUCGUUUUGAUUAUAGUCAGAUUCCACCUAAAAUGUAUAAAAGUGACCAAAAAAGAUAUUGAGACACGUCGGCGUGGACGGUUUUUUGUUUAACAUCACUGAAAAACAACCUGUUUUAAAAUAUUGUUAAUAUUUUUGUAUCAAAAGUAUAUUAAUAUUCUGUUGUACUUGUAAUGACCAUUUGAUGUUUUAUUGCAAUUAAUGUAUCAAUAAAUGUUGAUGAUUAUUUU